AUGGAAAGAUUGUCCCAAAUUGCUUUGCAGACCACCGCCUCUGCGGCCCCACCACCAAAGCCUGCCCAUCCGUUGGAUCCGCUUUCGGUUUUGGAAAUCAAGGCUGUUACCGAUGUGGUCAAGGCUCAUUUCAAGAACCGUGACAUCUCCUUCAACACUGUCACUUUGAGAGAGCCAACCAAGAAGGCUUUCCUCGACUGGUCCGAGAAGAAGGGUGCCUUUCCAGCGCGUCUUGCCUACUACGUUAUCCUCGAGGCCGGUGUUCCCGGUGUCAAGGAGGGUGUAGUGGAUGUCAACGCGCUGUCCGUCAUUGAGCUCCGUGCUCUUGAGGGUGUUCAGCCUAUCCUGACUGUUGAGGAUUUGUGUUCUACCGAGGAGGUGAUCAGAGCUGACCCCAAUGUCAUCGAGCAGUGUGUGCUUUCUGGAGUUCCAGCCUCGGAAAUGCACAAGAUCUACUGUGACCCUUGGACCAUUGGCUAUGACGAGCGCUGGGGAGCUGGACGCAGACUUCAGCAGGCCCUUGUGUACUACAGAUCCGACGAGGACGACUCGCAGUACUCGCACCCAUUGGACUUCUGUCCUAUUGUCGACACCGAGGAGAAGAAGGUUAUCUUCAUCGAUAUCCCUUCUCGCAGAAGAAAGGUCUCCAAGCACAAGCAUGCCAAUUUCCACCCAGAUUCUAUCAAGGAGAAGUACGGAGGCUACAGAGUUCAAAAGCCAAUUAACGUGACCCAGCCCGAGGGAGUAAACUUCAAGAUGACUGGUAACGUCAUGGAGUGGUCUAACUACAAGUUCCACAUUGGUUUCAACUACAGAGAGGGAAUUGUGCUGAGUGACAUUUCGUACAACGACAAGGGAGAGGUCAGACCUCUUUUCCACAGAAUCUCGCUGUCCGAGAUGAUUGUUCCUUAUGGUUCUCCUGACUUCCCUCACCAGAGAAAGCACGCUCUUGACAUUGGUGAGUACGGUGCCGGUUACAUGACCAACCCACUGUCUCUCGGCUGUGACUGUAAGGGUGUGAUCCACUACUUGGACGCUCACUUUGCAGACAGAUCAGGAGAACCAAUCACCAUCAAGCACGCCGUGUGCAUUCACGAGGAGGAUGACGGACUUUUGUUCAAGCACUCUGACUUCAGAGACGCCUUUGCUACCUCUAUCGUCACCAGAGCCACCAAGUUGAUCAUCUCGCAGAUCUUCACCGCUGCCAACUAUGAGUACACCAUUUACUGGGUUUUCCAGCAGGACGGUGCCAUCAAGCUCGACAUCAAGCUGACCGGUAUACUGAACACAUACUCGCUCGGCGAUGACGAGUCCACUGGCCCAUGGGGAACCAGAGUUUACCCUAACGUCAAUGCUCACAACCACCAGCACUUGUUUGCUCUUAGACUUCAUCCAAGAAUUGAUGGUGAAGGAAACUCUGUUGCUGCUGCUGAUGCUUCUGCUGCCGAGGCUCCUCUUGGUUCUGCCGAAAACAUGUACGGUAAUGGUUUCUACUGCAAGAAGACCACGUUCAAGACCGUUGGAGAAUCCUUCACUAAUUACGAGUCUUCCACCGGAAGAUCGUGGGAUAUCUUUAACCCUAACAAGACCAACGCAUACUCCGGAAAGAACCCAUCUUACAAGCUUGUGUCUACACAAUGUCCUCCAUUGCUUGCAAAGGAAGGCUCCAUCGUGUACAAGAGAGCUCCAUGGGCCCAUAACACGAUUUCGGUUGUGCCUUAUGAAGAGGGCAGAUUGUACCCAUCUGGUGACCACGUUCCUCAAUGGUCUGGUGAUGGAGUGCGCGGAUUCCGCGAAUGGGCUCAGGACACCUCUGCCAAUAUUGACAACACUGAUGUGCUGGUGUUCCACACGUUUGGUAUCACGCAUUUCCCAGCCCCAGAGGAUUUCCCUGUGAUGCCUUCUGAGCCAAUCUCUUUGAUGCUCAGACCUCGGCACUUUUUCCUGGAAAACCCAGGUCUAGACGUUCUUCCAUCGCACGUGAUGACAACCACCGGUGCGAGAAAGGCUACUAAUGCUGAGAUUGCAUCCAAGACGGACUCCACUUCGAGACUUGCUUUCGGCUCGACGUCGGCAGCCGGUUCUUGCUGCAAGAGGUAA
Molecule: messenger RNA, 2100 nt
Organism: Kuraishia capsulata CBS 1993
Lineage: Eukaryota; Fungi; Ascomycota; Pichiomycetes; Pichiales; Pichiaceae
Exons: 1
Coding region: 1-2100 (699 amino acids)
Biological process (GO): amine metabolic process
Molecular function (GO): quinone binding; primary methylamine oxidase activity; copper ion binding
Source: RefSeq, a predicted model, not a curated record